GCUGCUAGGUGAGGGGGAAUUGCAGGGCUGCAGUUGCCAAGUGGCUGGUAGUAUCCGUCCGCUGUUUGCACACUGUUUCCCCAUAGGGGAUCCAUUACAAGUGCUCAAAUGAACGGGCAGCCCAAGGACUAGCAGCUUCCUGGGAGGGAGCUGCAGUUACAUAAGCAUCUAUUUUUCAUAUUAUAAUAAUUAAAAAAACAAAAACAAGUAGCUGCGGUAUGCCUGGCUCAGCCACAGCUAUCAGGCAGGAGAGACUGAAGAAGACCCAGGCACGGCCAGUUCCCCUUGGUUUAUUCACCAUUAACGAGGAAGAUGAGCAGCAGAAGAGCGGACAUUCCAGAAGACCAAAAGCUCCUGACAGCUACACAGUGCAUGAAAAGAAACCUGCUGCUUCGAACCAGCCCUCCUCUGCGACUUCAGGACAAAAUAGCACUCACUCAGGCAAUAAACCAGACCCUCCACCUGUGCUAAGGGUUGAUGACCGCCAGCGACUAGCCAGGGAGCGACGUGAAGAGCGAGAUAAGCAGCUAGCUGCAAGAGAAAUUGUCUGGCUGGAAAGAGAGGAGCGCGCCAGGCAACAUUAUGCAAAGCACCUGGAAGAACGGAGGAAAAAGCUAGAAGAGCAGAGGCAGAAGGAGGAGCGGAGGAGGGCUGCUGUGGAGGAGAAGAGAAGGCAGAGACUCGAGGAGGACAAAGAACGCCAUGAAGCAGUUGUUCGGCGUACGAUGGAAAGGAGCCAGAAGCCAAAACAGAAACAGAACCGUUGGUCCUGGGGAGGAACUCUCCAUGGGAGUCCCAGCAUGCACAGUGCAGAUCCAGACAGGCGAUCAGUUUCCACCAUGAAUCUCUCGAAACAUGUCGAUCCCGUCAUUAGCAAGCGGCUCUCAUCAUCUGCAACUUUACUAAAUUCUCCUGAUAGAGCUCGCCGCCUGCAGCUCAGUCCAUGGGAGAGCAGCGUUGUAAACAGACUGCUGACGCCCACACAUUCGUUCCUGGCCAGAAGUAAAAGCACAGCUGCCUUGUCUGGAGAUUCAGCAUCUUGCAGCCCCAUCAACACCAUGUCCUACAAAGCUGCAUACUCUAGAAAUUCGAUGGACCGACCAAAACUCUUUGUAACACCACCUGAGGGCUCUGCGCGAAGAAGGACUAUUCAUGGCACAGCGGGCUAUAAAAGAGAGCGGGGGAGAGAGAAUGUGCCCUUCCACCUCACGACUGGCUUCCGAAGGGCUCUCUCACCAUCUAAUCCCAAAUCCAGAUCACCAGCCUCCUCUCGACUUUGGAUUCCAUCCAAAUCCUUUCCUCAUUUGCCUGGCACACCCAGACCAGCAUCUGCCCUCCCUCCAGGCAAGGUGAGCCCUGCCCAGAUCCGGCCUGCUUCCCCUGGCAAUGUCCGCCCUGUCAAGAGAGACCCUGAGAGAAAAGACCCUGAGAGGGAACCUCUACGAGUUGCCAAUGAGCCAUCACUAAAGGUCAGGACACCUUUAGUGAAAGUAGAGGAAGUUCCUCUUGAAGAAGCAAGGCCUGUGGAGUCGGAGGUAGGUCCAGCUGCUCCAGCCAUGGCCCCAGGCCCCAGCCCAGCUCCAGUCCCAGCCCCUGUGCCAGCCUCUGCCUCGGGCUCCGCCUCAGGACUAGGCUCAUCAUCCACUGUGACCACUUCUUCCAAAGACCUCCGCAGCACCACUGACCCAGAAGAGGCCACAAGGCCUGCUGAGAAGAGACGGCUUGCCCGCGAACAGAGAGAGAAGGAGGAAAAGGAAAAGAGAGAGAUGGAAGAACUGGAAAGGGAAUAACAAAAGAGAGAAGAAUUGGCUCAAAGGGUGGCUGAAGAGAGAUCACGGCGGGAGGAAGAAUCCAGAAGGCAGGAAUCUGAGCAGGCCCGUGAGAAGGAGGAGCAGCUGAGAAGGCUGGCCGAGGAGCGGGAGCGGGAGGAGCUGGAUCGAGUCCAGAGACAGAAAGAAGAAGAAGCUCGAGUUCGCGAAGAAGCGGAGAGGGCCCGACAGGAAAGGGAGAAGCAUUUCCAGAAGGAAGAGCAGGAGCGCCUGGAGAGAAAGAAGCGGCUUGAGGAAAUUAUGAAAAGAACCAGGAGAACAGAAACUCCAGAUAAGAAAACUGUUGAUCAUAGAAAUGGAGAUAUAGCCAAGGGAGCUCUCGCUGGAGACACAGCAGUGUCUGCACUUCCGAAUACAGCGAACUCUGCCGGCAGUGGAGAAUCAGUGACCCGUGAACCUGCGGUUACCUCACACCAAUCAGAAGAGACUGUGGAGAGUACUCCCAAUUUGGAAAAGCAACCAAAUGAAAAUGGAGUAUCUACUGAGAAUGAAAAUUUCGAAGAAAUUAUAAACUUACCCGUUGGAUCUAAGCCAUCCAGAUUAGAUGUCACCAACAGUGAGAACCCAGAAAUUCCUUUGAAUCCAAUUUUGGCUUUUGAUGAGGAAAAAACACUUGGACCCCUGCCUCAGGUAGAUGGUGUUCAAACACAACAGACCGCAGGUAAGAUUGCCUCCCACUCGCUUCAGUAAUCACCACCUGGAGGGAAUGAAUCCUCUGCACUGUGGCUGUGGCACAGGACUAGUUGAAUCACCUGGAGAAGAUUAUCAUGGACCAUAAAAAUGGAAUUUUGAGUUGGACUGACGCCUAGGGCCCCUCCUCUUCUCCCACUCAGUACAGAAAUUCAGUUUGCAGCCCCCACUGGAUCCCAUUUGUGUGUCCUCACGGAGCAACAUCAUGACCCAGCUGCAUUCACUGUCAGAACACACUUUCCAGGAAAGCAGUGCUUCUCAAAUAGUGGGGCGCGCCCCCCUGCUCCUUAAAAGGGAGCACAUUUGACCUCAGCAAACACUGUCAUCACAAGCUAAGCCCCGUGUUUAUGUCUAUGGAGCUGAGAGUUGCUGUGUCCUGCUUCAAACCCUGCUUCGAAAAGCUAUGCAUUGCAAAACGUGCUCAUUGUAGCCAUUAAUCCAGACAUCACCUCAUUAAAAAAUCAGCUCAAAUUAUUUUAUAUAUUAUUGUUUUUCAGGUUAAAAAUGUUUUCUUCUUCCUAGGGGGGCAUGAAAGAAAAUAAUUGAGAAGCAAUGCAGUAAAGCCACUACUUGUGCCUUCCCCUAACAUCAGAACUUUUACACCGAGUGGUGCCCACUGGAGAAAGGAUUGCUUGGGUUAUUUUUCCUUCAUCUUUGCUCUUGAGAUAUUUGAACACUGCUCUCGUGUUCUAUCAGUAUAGUUCUCUUGUUUGAGUAUAGCAACCUGCAUCAUAUCAUAUAGUAUAGUCCUUUUACAAUGUAAUAAGAGAUGAUGGAGAGUUAUGAUUUAGAUGAGUGGUUUUUGGCCUUUCCUGUCUGCAAACUGGUAAAAAUAGAAAUAUUUCAUUGACCUCUAAAAGAGAAAUAAAAA
Messenger RNA from Suncus etruscus (white-toothed pygmy shrew), 3390 nucleotides. RefSeq names its product microtubule associated protein 7 (gene MAP7). The record is from RefSeq and is a predicted model, not a curated record. Gene Ontology annotation, cellular component: microtubule cytoskeleton. NCBI's taxonomy places the organism in Eukaryota, Metazoa, Chordata, Mammalia, Eulipotyphla, Soricidae. Gene Ontology annotation, biological process: microtubule cytoskeleton organization.